Molecule: messenger RNA, 1442 nt
Organism: Dermatophagoides farinae (American house dust mite)
Lineage: Eukaryota; Metazoa; Arthropoda; Arachnida; Sarcoptiformes; Pyroglyphidae
Source: RefSeq, a predicted model, not a curated record
UUGGUUUUUCUUCGAUUUCAUUCUCAUCCGAUGAUCUCAGUAUCUUCAUUUGUAUUAAUGUGAAAAAAAUUUGAAAUUGUCACAACAUACAAUUACAUUGUGACAUUGUGAGCUAUCAAAUUCAAAAAUCAAUCAAUCACAAAUUGUCAUUUUACCUGGCCGAAAAAAAGUGUAUAAAUAACAGAAAGAAAUUCUGAUAUGGAAAUCUCAUCAAUCGUUUCAUCAUUAUCAUCAUCAUCACCAAAAUCAUCAUCGAUGAUUUUGACAGCCAAUCGAUAUCGUUUUAUUCAUAUAAUUGUAUUUAUUUGGCUCAUAGCCGGUAAUUUAUUCAAUGUAAAUGAUGCACGUGCUUGGAACACCAAUACAGCAGCAGGUGUUACAGUCUCGUCUAAUAACAUUAACAACAAUAACAAUCAAGCUGAUGUUGCCGAUCAAUCACAAUCAUCAUCAUCAUUAUCGGGCGAUAAUAAUAAUAAUCUAAGUCAAGAAGAAUUACUUUACAGUAUACGACCUGCUGCUGCUGCUGCUGCUUCAUCUGGUGCUUCAGCAUUAACAAAUUCUGGUAGCAUUGGUGGUGGUGGUGGUGGUGGUACAGAUGAAACUAUUCGUAAUUAUCGUUCAUCCAUCGAUACCAUACGGUUAAUGUCACCAUAUGUAUUGCAUAAUUAUCUUGCAUCACGAUUACAAAGUAGCGAUUAUCUUGGAAAAAGAAUGGGUUCAGAAUUUUUGGGUAAAAAACGUUCAAUAAUUGCUGCAAUACGACGACCAUCGUUUAGCAGUAGCUAUUAUUUGGAUAAUAAUCAUCUAUUAUCUGGACAGCAGCAACCAUCGCAACAGCAACGACAACAACAACAACAACAUUAUUAUUAUCAGCACCACAAUUAUCGAUACUAGCAUCACCAUAUUUUAUGGCACAGAAAAAAAUGGGAUCCGAAUUUCUUGGACGAUGAUGAUGUAUCGAAAUUAUCAAUCAGCAAAAAAAUGAAAUUAAAAUUGAAAAAACAGAAAAAAUUUUCUUUUUCUUUGUCCCCCAAUUUACCCGAAAUCACACACCAGACGCACGCAUACACACACACAAUGUAUUCUAAUUUAAAUUUGCCAAAAAAAAACCAAAUUAAUCACUAAACUACUACUACUACUACACCUGAAAGUUUGUCAAUCAUUUCUUGGUGAGAAAAAUUGAAUUUGUUUCAAUCACCACCACCACCAUCAUCAUCAUCAUCAUCAUCGUUGUAUUGAUUAGUUUUGAAAAUACAAAUUUUAUUCAUAAAAUAUAAAAAAAAUGAUGAACUAGCAAUAGCGCCAAUAAUAAACGACGACAAAUCAGCAAUAAAAUUUUUUUUCGUUUUGUUUCCAAUCAUCUCUUAUUCGCCAUUAAAAAUGUCAUAAUCUCGGAAUAUAUAUUAAUGAUAAUUGAUUGAAUUUGAACUAAACUAAAAAAA